GCCUCGCAGACCGGAAGAGGCUUCUGCGGGUGUAAGGUCGUGUGGCGGGCUUUGGUUUCGGCCUUUUAAGUUUAAACCUGGGUUUCACAGUCCACAGUCUUACACACCUGGGGUCUUGGGGUUGCUACGGACGUUAAAAUUCCGGCACCCACGCCUCCUACCUUCGGAUCGACAUCUCAAGACUGAGAAGGAAGCCCUGAAGAGGACAAAGAGGAAAGAAAAAAAAGAGUCAGGAAUGACACUUUCUCAGGCACCAUUGACAUUCAAAGAUGUGGCCAUUGAAUUCUCCCAGGAGGAGUGGGACUGCCUGGACCCUGCCCAGAGGGCCUUGUUCUGGGACGUGAUGCUGGAGACCUACGGGAACCUGCUCUCCGUGGGUAUAUCUCCCAGAUGUGCGAUCAAAGAAUUAUCACCAAAAGAGGACAUUAAUAAUGGAGAAUUAUUUCAGACACGGGGUUUUGAAAGACCUGUAAGUCAUAACUUUGAUGAUUCUGACUUCAGGGAGGUCCAACAGAAUAUGCACCAGUUCGAGAAUCAGUGGCAGUGUGAAGAAAAAAGUGACAAAAGAGUGAAUACAGCCUCUUGCAAAAAUCUCACAGGUAGAAGAAAUCAACAUCGUAAAUUCCAGAAUAAUUUUCCUGUAAAGCAGAAUGUUUCUGUAAGAAGUAUGUCUCAUCACCAGUCAUGUGUGAAUGAGGAACUAAGAAAUGACAUAGGCUCUUCAGGAAACAAAUCUUUGCAAUGUUUGGGAAAUAGGCUUGGAGUAAGCUUGCAUUCACAGCUAGGUGAACUGCAGAUUUUUCAAACCAAAGAGAAAGUUUAUGAAUGUAAUCAAGUUGAGAAGUCUAUCAAAAAUCGUUCCUCAUUCUUACCACCUCAAAUAAUUCCUUCUGGUGUCAAAACCAACACUUGUAAUAAAAAAGGGGAGGCUUUUAUGCAUGUUUCAUUGCAUACACAACGACGUCAGAAAACACACAGUACAGAAAAACCACACAAGUGUAAUGAUUGUGGGAAGACUUUUAGCCAUUUAUCAGUCUUAGCUAAUCACCAAAGGAUUCACUCUGAGGAGAGACCUUACGAGUGUAAUGAUUGUGGCAAAACCUUUAACAGAUUCUCAAACCUCACAAGGCACCAGAGGAUUCAUACUGGAGAGAAACCAUAUAAAUGUAAUGUAUGUGGUAAGGACUUUAUGAUACGUUCUCACCUUUGGGGUCACGAGCGAACUCAUACUGGAGAGAGGCCUUACAAAUGUGAUGAGUGUGGCAAAGCGUUUUCUGAGCAUUCAAAUCUUGCUCAGCAUAAGAGAAUCCAUACUGGAGAGAAGCCUUAUAAGUGUAGUGAAUGUGGUAAAGGUUUCACCACUCGUUCACACCUUUGGGGUCAUGAAAGAAUUCACACUGGAGAAAAACCUUACAAAUGUAGCGAGUGUGGCAAAGCCUUCACCGGGAGUUCCAACCUUAUUCAACACAGGAAAAUUCACACUGGAGAGAAGCCAUAUAAAUGUGAUGUAUGUGGCAAGGCCUUUAGUCAGAAUUCAAGUCUCAUAGUUCAUCAGAGGAUUCAUACUGGGGAGAAGCCCUUCAAAUGUUACGCAUGUGGCAAAGCCUUUAAGCAGUACUCUAGCCUCAAUAGACACCAGAAUAUACACAGAGCGAAGAAAAAGACGUCGAGUGUGGGGUAAGGUUUUUAUUAAAGGCGCUCACAUGUGGAGGGAGGAGAGAAUUUGUAUUGGAAAAAAACUCACAAAAGCCUAUGGUAGGGCCUUCAGGAAAUGCCCCGGCCUCAGGAUCACCGAAGAUUUCAUAAUGCAGAAAACUCUUACAGGUAUAGUGAGUGAGGUAAAUUGUUUAAGCAGAUUUAGGAAUGUCCCAUGUAUCGGGAUUCUACACAGGGAGAACUAAGUCUAGUCCUUUUUGAAAGUUAAUCAAAUCAUACUACAGUCUUCAGAGUAAUUAAAAGUGCAAAUCAUUUAAAGUGCAGGAGAUGGGGUGGGGUCAAAGGAUCAAGGACAUCUGUGGAAAGGCCCACUUACUAACAGUUGUUAAAAUAGUUUUAGAUUUCUUUAUAAGGCUGCAUUUUAAGUGACUUCCAGUCUGAGGUUCAAAAUCAGUUAAUGAUGUCAUCUUGUCACAGACCUCUCGUGUUGCCAUGAUGAAACACAUCCUCAAAGGAACUUUUUUCCCCCCAAUCCCAAUGUAAAAGAUGAUUCGUCUUUAAUUUUCACUUCCACGUAUUCAUUGCUGGGAAGUGGGAAAGGAGUUAACUUUGGUGCGUUAACCUUGCAUCCUACAGCUUUGCUGUAAUUGCAUAGGAGUGUUUUAUGUACCAUCCUUCAGGCGUCAUGAGACUGUUCAGUAAUUCCAGUUUUAGUUACCACCCUCUUUUUUCAUGGUAUGAAGAGUCCCUCUGCUACCAUGAUGUUGAACUAGUCUUAAAGUCAUUAAAUCUAAAUUGGUCACAGGCCAGGUUCCUUUUGUUCUCUGUUGCAGUCCGAGCAUCUGCAUUCUAUUAUGAUCUCAAAUGUUGGUGUGUAAUUAGUAUUGGCAUAUAGAAAAAUCUACUCAUAAAUGGAAACGUGUCAUGGCUAAAAUUAUAAAAUAACAUACCACUAAUCGAAAACAUGAAGACAAGAGUUUGCUGGUGGCUCAGUGGGUUAAGAAUCUGGUGUUGUCACCGCUGUGGCUCUGGUUACUGCUGUGGCUCUGGUUACUGCUGUGGCAUUGGUUUGAUCCCUGUCCUGGGACCUUCCACAUGACGUGGGCACAGCCAAAAAAAAAAAACAAAACAAAAACCGAAAAACAAACACGCUGCAGUUAUGAAAACAACAAUAUAGACCUAGAUAAUUAGAACAUAGCUAUCCUGCUUUAUUGUAAUGGUUAAAUCCUAAGUCACCGUCUCUGCUGCUCACCAAGGUGUGAAUUUAGUGAAAUCACUGAACUCCCUGUGCUUAAGUUUUCCUCUUUAGAAUAAAAAUAGCUGUAGUUCCACCUCCCAAGAUUUGUGAAGAAUGAGGAUGUUACUGAGCUUCAUAGCAGUGAUUCUUAAUAUUGUAAGAGUUUUUCAGUGUUAUGUAUUCAACUCUUAGAAGGCUCUUCAUGAAGGUAAAAAGUAAAUGUUUCUUAGUUGGAACUAACAGUAGUGGAGAAUAUUGAAUUUCAGUUGAAAUGGUAAGUGUAACUAGUGUGUAACUUCUGUAGCAUCCCCCAGAAGAGAAAUGUUGGUCAUUGGGAAUGAACUGAUGGCCUCUAGUUAGCAGUAGAAAUGGUCUUCUUAUCAUAGACCAAGAUUAGAAUCUUAGGGAAGUGUUCUCUUUCCAUUUUGUAUCUUCCUUUCCUUCACUAGGUGAAGGUUAAGGUCCACAGAUUUGAUAUUCAAACAUGUGUUUCUUCAUCUUUGUAAGAAUCUCCAGGCCAGUGAUAGCUUUUAGGUAGAAAUAUUUUCUCAGUGAUUUUAGAUGCACAUUUGUUUACUGUGUUCACAGAGUGAAUUUAUGUAAGAUGUAACUAUCAGAGAAAACUAGAUGAAGCUUUUAAGGACCUCUACUGCCUUUGUGCUUUCCUGUGCAUCUGUAAUUAUUUCAAAAUAAAAAGUUAAAGGGAA
Phacochoerus africanus (Common warthog) is the source of this 3600-nucleotide messenger RNA. RefSeq names its product zinc finger protein 664-like. Lineage: Eukaryota; Metazoa; Chordata; Mammalia; Artiodactyla; Suidae. The record is from RefSeq and is a predicted model, not a curated record. Gene Ontology annotation, biological process: regulation of DNA-templated transcription. The transcript has 4 exons. The coding region runs from base 236 to 1681 and encodes 481 amino acids.